Molecule: messenger RNA, 729 nt
Organism: Botrytis byssoidea
Lineage: Eukaryota; Fungi; Ascomycota; Leotiomycetes; Helotiales; Sclerotiniaceae
Exons: 2
Coding region: 1-729 (242 amino acids)
Biological process (GO): protein import into mitochondrial matrix; protein folding
Cellular component (GO): PAM complex, Tim23 associated import motor
Molecular function (GO): protein homodimerization activity; adenyl-nucleotide exchange factor activity; protein-folding chaperone binding
Source: RefSeq, a predicted model, not a curated record
AUGAACUCAAGAACAUUACUCCGUCAAUCAUCUCGAGCUUUGAGCUCUUCCCUUCGCAGCUCAGCUGCAAGACAACCUUUGCGUUCUCAAUUCCACAAUAAUACUUCGCUGGCCGCGCAAGUUGCGUCGAGGCAAUUCCAAGAAAGGAGAUUCUAUGCUACGGAACCAGAGGCCAAGAAGGAUGAGCCAGCAGCAGAGAAGAAGGAUGCUGAAGUAGAAGACCCAUCGAAGAAGGCUUUGGAGGCAAAGGAUAAGGAGAUUCUUGAAUUAAAGGACAAGCUCCUCCGCUCCAUCGCCGAAUUCCGCAACCUCCAAGAGCGCACAAAACGAGAUAUGCAAGCUGCCAAGGACUUUGCCAUUCAAAAAUUUGCCAAAGAUCUUGUUGACAGUGUUGACAACUUUGAUCGAGCUCUUACAACUGUUCCCGCAGAGAAGCUCUCCGUUUCUGCCGAAGAACGCAAUGAGCACCAACAAGACUUGAUCACAUUACACGAAGGAUUGAAGAUGACCGAGAACAUCCUCAUGUCAACAUUGAAGAAGCAUGGUUUGGAAAGAUUCGAUCCUUCAGUCGAGUCCGAGAAAUUCAACCCAAAUGAACACGAGGCUACUUUCAUGACUCCUAUGGCAGGAAAGGAGGAUGGUACAGUUUUCCACACCCAACAGAAGGGAUUUAAGCUCAAUGGAAGAAUCUUGAGAGCUGCCAAGGUCGGCGUUGUCAAGAAUACUUGA